AUGAAAAGAGUUUGUGUUAUUGGUGGUGGUCCAACAGGACUUGCUGCUGUUAAGUCUCUUAAUAUGGAACCUAAUUGUAAGUUUGCCAUUGAUUUGUUUGAUAUUAGAUCUAAUUAUGGAGGUGUUUGGAAUUAUUUCGGUGAAAAGACCAAUUUCUUCAAUGAUAAAGAUAUAGACCAACGCAAGGAAUAUAACUACUCUCCCAUCUAUAGAGAUUUAGAAACUAAUAUCGUCAGACAAUUGAUGAGUUAUUCAGGUUUAGAAUUUGAAUCUCCCAAUUCAUUUCCUAGACAUUUUGAAGUUUUGGCCUACUUAAGGAAAUAUGCCAAAACCAUUGGUUCAUACAAUGCGUUCACCAGAACCAAGGUUACCAGUGUUGAUAAGAAAGAUAGUGUUUGGGAAGUAGAAUAUCAAGAUUUGGCAACCAAUACCUUCAAAUCUGGUACUUAUGAUUUUGUUAUAGUUGCAAAUGGACACUUCGAGAAACCCUUUACACCCGGGAUUCCAGGCUUAGCUGAUUGGGCACUGAAAGACCCUGCUGGUGCAAUUCAUGCUAAGUUCUUCGAUGAUAUUCAAUUGUAUAAGGAUAAGACUGUGGUUGUAGUAGGUGGUUCAUCAAGUGGUUCAGAUAUUGCUUUGCACUUAUCUAAAGUUGCAAAAAAAAUUUAUGUAUCCAUCAAAGAAGGAGAAUUGUUUGGAGAGUUCGAUAGUGAAACACCUUUUGUUGAUAGAAUCACUGAAAUUGCUUCUGUUGAUUAUGAGACAAAAUCCAUCACUUUGAAAUCAGGCCAGAUGAUUCUGGUUGAUGCAAUUAUUACUGCUACUGGUUAUUUCUAUGAUUUACCUUUCAUGAAGUUGGAUUUGUGUCAUGAUACAUAUAUUAGUGAUGUCUACCAACAAAUGUUUUACAUUCCUGACCCCAGUCUUAGUUUCACUGGAUUACUCAAGAACGUAAAACCUUUUCCCUUAUCUGAACUUCAAGGUAGUGUAAUUGCCAGAGUUUAUAGUGGCAGAUUGAAAUUACCAUCCAAAGAAGAGAUGUAUGAAGCUUAUAGAAACGAGCUUGAAUCCACUGGAGAAAAAGGAUUUCAUGACUUCAAGACGAAACAAAUGGAUUACUAUUGGUAUUGGCAGAACUAUAUCAAAGAUCAUGGACUUGAAGAAGGUAUGAGCUCACUCCUUUUUGAAGGUGAAAAUUUAGAUUUUCAAAUCAAUUCAGGUACUUUGAAGAAUAAUAGAAUCCUUGAAGUCAACAAAAGUAUCGUUACUAAGAGACUUGGUAAAUAG
Messenger RNA from Yamadazyma jaroonii, 1287 nucleotides. The record is from the annotation of a GenBank genome assembly. NCBI's taxonomy places the organism in Eukaryota, Fungi, Ascomycota, Pichiomycetes, Serinales, Debaryomycetaceae.